AUGUCCGUCUUCGGCUCUUCCUCCUGGGGAGGCAAUGAGAGGGAGUAUGUGCCCAUGACUACGCGCGACACCAAAAGGUCAUCUACCAGCUUGAGGAUUCUUCUAAUACGCCUGCUUCCACCAGCAAUCAUACUAGCCAUCGGCGUCCUGAUAGGCUCCAAUUUCCCUUUUUACUUGUCGGUGUAUAACCGGCGGUCGUCUACAGCCUCUUCCCUCCUUCCCCGCGCCCUGCCCCCCCUCACUUCUUCUUCCACCACGGACCAGCUUCUGUCUCUCGGCCUGCCCCCGCCCGAGGAGCCCAUACCCAACAUCGUCCACUACGUCUAUGGCCUGGCGGACGACCAACCAGACUUUCCUUAUUUCGCGUAUCUAGCGAUGAGGAGCGCGCUGGUCAGUCUGAAGCCGGACAGGGUCUACUUUCACUGCAUACAUGAGCCGAGUGGGUACUGGUGGGAGAGGGUAAAGGACUGGGAGGGGUGGGAGGACGAGGAAGGGGUCACGAGAGGCUUGGUGGAGGUCAAGAUGGCGAGAGAUGUGCAAUGGAUAGGCAAGAGUCGGCGGCCUGUCGUUCAUUUUGCCCAUAAAGCAGACAUCAUUCGUUUAGAAGUCCUGCUAGAAUAUGGCGGUAUUUAUAUCGACAUUGACACGUUCAUCCUGAAAUCAUUUGCGGCUGCUUCUCUACUCCAGUACGACACUGUCCUGGGGCUCGAAGCUCACGGGCUCACCUUUCUCGGCGGCCCGGGGUCGGACGACGAGAUGCGGCCAAAGGGGCUGUGUAAUGCCAUCAUCGUAAGCCGGAAAGGCGCGUCGUUCUUGACGCGAUGGCUGGAGAGCUAUGAAGGGUUCAGGGAGGACAAGUGGACGGAGCAUUCGGUGGAAAUGCCAUGGACAUUGGCGCAAGUCUAUCCGACGUCCGUGACCGUGCUGUCCGAGCGGGCAUUCUUUUGGCCACUAUGGACGGACGACCACAUCCAUGCAGUCUAUGCGACUACGCAAUACGACUUUGAAGCCUCCGGCCAGCUCGCCUAUCACGCAUGGGAGUCCAAAGCCCGGCCUUACCUAUCAAGACUCGACCCGUCCACCAUUGGGCACAUUGCCACGUCCUUUACCCGCAUGGCCCGCAAGUUCCAAGAACCGGACGAGGAAGCCCGCUGGCGCGCAGCAGGCAAGGAGGACGGGGCGGGGAGCGGUACGGGUGUGGACGAAGGGGUAGAGGAAGGGGAAGAGGAGGAAGUCAUGGGCGGGCAGGUGACGAGGGGCAGGGGCCUGUGGCGGAAGGCGGGCGCCAUGCGGUGGGAGAGGCUGGACGUGCGGAGAAGAAUAGGAAGGACGAUUUAG
Messenger RNA from Cryptococcus wingfieldii CBS 7118, 1338 nucleotides. RefSeq lists its product as hypothetical. The record is from RefSeq and is a predicted model, not a curated record. The transcript has 6 exons. Lineage: Eukaryota; Fungi; Basidiomycota; Tremellomycetes; Tremellales; Cryptococcaceae. Bases 1 to 1338 code for a protein of 445 amino acids.